GGGGGCUGUUUUUGCUGCUUGCUUUUUAAAGCUUAUCACGUUUCUGAAUGUGAAAUUCAACUAAUCACCAUCGAAACCGCGAUGCCCUUUAAGCUGGAAUCCCGUUGGAGCAAACGGGGUAUCAGAAAGUGUCCCAAAUGUGGCACCUCCAAUGGACAUCGCGCAGUGCAGUGCAAGAACAAGCAGUGUCGUCAGAUCCUGAAUACAGCCGCAGCCGCAGCUGCUGCUGCUGCGGGACACAGUGGGAAAAUCAUCGACACAUGCGACCAACUUGUUGGGGUACAAUUGCAAUCCGGACUACAGGAACAAUCUGCCAAGCUUUACAGCGUUCGAAAGCUAAAUGGGGCAAGAGAGGAUCGAGGAUUUGUAGAAAUACGAGACUGUGUGGACGGGGCUGAUGAGCAAUUGGAAUUGAAGACGGGCAUUUGUUAUGUGGACUGUGAACCCCAUACGGACUUGGAAGGAACUUGCCAGCAUGUUCGCGUUGCUGCGGCUACCAGUGAGAUGGCAGAAGCAUUGCCGAUUCGAAAGGAAGUGCUGCAGAGGUUGAAUGCUACGAACGUGGAAAGGGUAGGCAUAUGGAAGCAUCAGAUGAACAGCGGUGAGGAUGAUCCGUUGGUUCAAAGGAUAUCCUUCGAUACGUUUGUGGUCAAAUGCUAUGAUGAUGAUCCGCACCAGUUGGUCCCGUACUGCCACGUGGAACUGAAGCUGCCUUCUAGUAUCAUCUGUGACUGCCAAAGUCCGGACAUGGUCCAUCAGAAAACUGUAGCUGCUGCCGUCCUCAGUAGUCCUCAAUACCAGUCGGUAUACGAAGAUAUUGUUAAACAGCUACUGCUACCACCAUCGAGUCAGUUUUGCGACAACAGCUUGGGCCUUCUGCAAAACGAACUCUCGCCGGAUGACUGUCCAAACCUGGAAAGCACGGAUCAAUUCCUCGUAACAAUUGUUGACGAUCCUUCUAUGCUGACCAAUUCUAAUAUGCAACUGAUCAGUUGUAGACUUCAGUUUGAAGCAGAUCUCGCAACGGCAGACUUCGACGAACCCUGCAAGAAGGAAAACGUUUCCAACUCGCCGGUCAUUGAGCUGAUAAACAGCACGGAAAAUAGUAUCUCAGCCGCGGAGGCGUUUGCACCCUGUUACGACGAAAAUCUGCAGCUGAUGGAUUGCCAAAUUGAACUGAUGGAUCAGUUUAACCUAACGGAUCAGAUCGAUUUCUGCCCGUCGGAUAUCGAGCUUAGUGACGAUAAUGUCGUAUUCCCAGCUGACGAAGAGCUCGGGUUGGCGGUUCAACCGGCGGAGGAACCCUCGGCAGUUGCGGAAUCGAAACAAGCCCCCGCGACGGCAACGACAACAAAGAUGAAGAAGUUGAAACUGUUGGAAGUGACAACGAAAAAGGCUGCCUUGAGACAAUCCAGCAAGAUAGCCAAAGAGAAAAUGAAGAAGGGCAGCUACAAUGUGCGGCGGUUGAUGCGGGUGCUAGAAUCGAAUGGGGUUGUGUUCAACAGGUUGAACAAGACGGAAGCUAGUGCAAUGGCGGUGGUGGCGGCAGCUACUAGUCCUGCCGUUGCUGCUAAUCCAAAUGGUUCCCUACCGUCGUUCGAGGCGACGCUGUGCAAUUUGACUUUUACCAGUUGGUUGGAGUCUGUGAUAGAACAGCUAAAUUCUGUGAUACAUUACGAUGGGGACGGGCAACCUGCAACGCAGAUCUUCAGUAUUCAUGAGAACUUUUUCCAGUGUCUUCGAGCUCGAUUUUCCGUUGGCCAUAGACUAAGAACGCCCGAUCAUAGUGUCAUACUGAUGGAAGGUCCCCGAACCGGGUUGACGUGUCACAUCUACAAGUUUACCUGUUACAAAAGUCUGAGAAACGUACUUAAGACUGAUAAGAUAGCCUUUCAAUUCGAAAAAUCUUUCUGUCGCACCUCCGCCGGUACCUUCCAGGAAAUAGAUCUCAGCGACGAUGCAGUUACGAAUCACGAUCAAACAGCACAGAACGGCAAGAAGACUGUCGCAAUUAAACCGUUCCAGUACAAAACCUACAUCAAAAUGGGAACGCAUCGGAGCGAUCCUAGCGAAAAGCUACACUACUUUAGCAUCGAGUGGAUUCCGGGGGUGCUUCCCAAGUGUCGUUUCGGUGAACUGCGCGUUGCCUUCCAGUACGGACACAAAGAAAACCAUCUACACGUUGGACCUCCAACUCCAAAGUCGGCAGACAGGGAUAUUUCGGCAUCAAAUGAACUGCAGCAAUUGCAGAGUUAAUUGGUGUG
Ochlerotatus camptorhynchus is the source of this 2264-nucleotide messenger RNA. RefSeq lists its product as uncharacterized. Lineage: Eukaryota; Metazoa; Arthropoda; Insecta; Diptera; Culicidae. Gene Ontology annotation, cellular component: nucleus. The coding region runs from base 82 to 2256 and encodes 724 amino acids. The record is from RefSeq and is a predicted model, not a curated record. The transcript is spliced from 5 exons.